UAUAUAUGUUUUUAUUCAAUACGUGUCAGUAUAAAAAUUAGGAAAAAUGAGAAAACUCACACUUUUCAUAUCGUAAAACAAAUGAUUUUUUUCAAAAAAUUUAUCCCUGCAAAAAACCACCAAGAAAAACAUAAAAAAUAAAUAAAACGUGAAUUGUCGUACCAGAUUUGACAGCCCGGACAGCUCCUAUACACCUUGUGCAAUUCUGACCGCUCCGUAUUUCGACAGCUCUCGCUCGAUUUCGUUCACUCUCUCGCUCUUGCUUUGUAUGCCCGUCAAGAAAAACACAGUACACGCACACAACGGAGGGGGCAGAUUCGUACGGUGGUUCACAAUUUUCACGCUCGCAAGCCCUCCGCCGCGUGAGCGUGUGUAUAUCUCUAUUUGCAAACAUUCGCGCAUUGAUAAAACAAGUGUUGUGACUAAAAUACUGUCUGUCCGGCUGGUUCCCAGUACGCACCUUCUCGAUGGAACAUGACUUCAGCAGAAACAUGAAAUCGACUCAUUGACCCCCCUCCAACACAACUUCCGUCUCAGAACGUUGAACAGUACACGAUGGAGCAAUGCAAUAACGAUCGUCCUUGUGUUAUCAGUAGUGGAAACUUUUUUCCCCAGAACUCCAAGUCGAAACAGCAGCAGCAGCAACACACACAGGCAAUCAGCAAGCAUCUAACGCAAAAGGAUGACCCGCACCUGCACAGCCCGCACCAUCAGGAUCAGUCGUCGCUCGGCGAGAUCGAGGUGAUUCUCGUGCAGCAGCACAAACAGGACGCCCUAUCGGUGAUCAUCCAUCCGCAGGAGAGCAUGCAGCAGAUCAACAUGUGCCUGGGCAGCCAGAACCCGGGCUCGGUCGACUCGAUGAUGUCGUCCGACUUUCAGACGCUCUCGCCGAUGCACGACCGGGACUCGCCGGUCAGCCUCAACACGAACACCUCCUACGCGACCCUGACGCCCCUGCAGCCGCUGCCCCCGAUCUCGACCAUGUCGGACAAGUUCGCGUACUCGAUCGGUGGCAACAUCUGCGAGGCCUUCCCGGGCAUUAACAGUGGUGCGGUCGGGGUAAACAUCGAGAUCAACUCCUGCUACAACCUGGAAAAGCUGGGCGUCAUCCAUUCGCCGGUGCACCUGAACGCGGUGCAGGAACUGUCGCCGGACGGGAGUGAUGUGCAUUCGCAUCACCAUCAUCACCAGCAGCAGCAGCAGCAGCAGCAGCAGCAGCAUCAUCACCACCAUCACCAUCACCAUCCGCAGGACGUGCUGCAGGAAAGCAAGACGCACGGGUUGAAGGAUGCGCUGAAGGAUCAUAUGGUGGCAGCUAGUGAGAAGGACACGAUCCCGGACGAUGUUGGGAAGGGUGGUGGUGGUGGUGGUGGUGGUGGGGGGGCUGGCAGCAAUAAUGGUGGUGGAGGAGACCCGUGUAUAUUGGUACGUGCCUCACCGCUACCGGCCGGUCUCGGUUCGGUCGACGAUCGGUUCCUUGGGUCGGGGAAGGGUGCGGAGCUGGUGGUGCGGCACCCGAAGGACGAUGGGGAACAGUUUAGCGGCACAGUGCAAUACCUGGAUCAUCCGAACGGUUCGGACGUGCUACAACACGGCACCAACGGGUCCGGCCCGGGCGGAGGUGAUAGUAGUGGUGGUGGAGGAGGCGGAGGAGGCGGUAGUGGAGGUGGUAGCGGUGCCGGCAACGGUAUGGGAGGCAUCCUGACAGGCAAGGAGCACCAUCAGUCGGUGUUUCUUAACAAGUCUUUCAGUUCAAAAACCAACAUAAGCGACCUUAACCUGUGUAAAGAGAUUGUUAUCGACGACGUGUACGAGGAGUCGGAGCUGGACCACGUAAAGCUGGAGGAGAAAAAGCUGGAGGAAUCGUGCAAUCAACAACUGACCAAUGGGGGCGGUAGCGGCAGUCUCGGCGGGAAGAGCGGGUCGUGCGUGUCGCUCGGGGACGUCGGCUGCAUAAACGGUGACAUCGAGGAGAUCAACACGAAGGAACUGGCGCACCGGAUCAGCUCCGAGCUGAAGCGCUACAGCAUCCCGCAGGCGAUCUUCGCGCAGCGGGUACUGUGCCGGUCGCAGGGCACCCUGUCCGAUCUGCUCCGGAACCCGAAACCGUGGUCGAAGCUGAAGUCGGGCCGCGAAACGUUCCGCCGGAUGUACAAAUGGAUACAGGAACCGGAAUAUCAGCGAAUGUCCGCACUCAGGCUCGCAGCAACUCAAUCGGCGAAACCAGUUAACUCUAAGAAGCCAGAAGAACCCGAAAACCACGUCAUGAUGGGACACACGAAAAAACCUCGACUAGUCUUUACAGAUCUGCAGAGAAGGACCCUUCAGGCAAUUUUCAAAGAAACUAAGCGGCCUUCAAAGGAGAUGCAAGUUACUAUCGCUCGUCAGCUGGGACUGGAGCCCACAACGGUCGGCAACUUUUUCAUGAACGCACGGCGACGCUCGAUGGACAAAUGGAAGGACGAGUCGAUGAAGGGUCGAAGCAGUAGUAGUGACAAUGUUAUACUAGAGCACCUGAAGGACGAUUCGUCCGACGAGAACCUGGGCUACGAUAGUGCGUUCGUAUCCGGCGACGGUCCGCUGGAGCACAACUAUCAGCAGCACGUUCUCAACUAAAGCAAAGUAAGCAAAACAAAAAAAAACUUAAAUCAAUUCCCUUAUUUAAUUUAUAAAUUAACUAGAGAAAAAAAACAAACAAACAAAACAAAACUAAAGCAAAGACAAAGCAAAAGUCACGUCAAAGAUUUAGUAGAGGAAUGCAAAAGAACAAAUAACAAACAAAACAAAAUGGCCCCUCUAUCCUCUCCCAUGCGCAAAGCAAAUGGAAAGCUGGCAAAAAAACACACUCACACAAACACUAAGCUAAUGGAAAAGAGUUGAAAAAAAAAAGUUAGAGAAAAAUCAGUGCUAGAUAAAGCAAAUGAAACAAACGAAAGAUUAACAGAAGAAAACAAAAACAAGCAGCUAACUCAAACAAAAUACACACACAUACAAAAAAUGAGAAAACCAAAGCUGAAGAGAAAAACACACACACACACAACAUAAGGAAGCACUCAACACGCGUACCCAACAAAAAAUAAGUACACUUAUGCCAGAAGUAAUUGCAAAGAAAACAUUAUGUAGGAUUAUUCAGAGUAAUUGGAAAAGUAAAAAAAGCAACAAAAACUAUAUGUACGGUGCAAAUUGGCGAAACUAAUCAGUAAAAGUGUAGGAGCAAACACACACACACACACACACACGCGCGCGCAAACUACAAUUGCCAUAGAAAAUCUGAGUCUGAGCUAAUGUUCGAACACUAGAGAAAAUCAGUCAAAGUCAGCGAGCGAACGAAACGCUGCUAAAGCGCUACUAGUGCAGCCCAAGAGACAAACAGACUAACCAGAACCAUCGUAGAUGUGGGUGUGUAUGUAUGUGUGUGUGUGUGUGGGUGCUAUCCCAUUGAGGAACUGCUUGUGAGAGUAAUAUCGUAUGGAUUUUUGCGGUUUUUGCGUUUGCUGAAUUAUGAAAAAAGAGGAUGGAAAGUAUUGAACUAUUAUUGUUUGUUUCGUUUCAAUUUAUCCGUCUAAGUAAAUGCGAGAAAGUAAUUAUGGCGGAGGCGGUAGUUGAAAGUUCGUAUAUGAGCACUUUACGUCAAAACAGUACAUUCCUCUAGCUUUACCACACAUACGGAAAAAGGAAGAUGAAUAAAAACACACACACUCAUACACAAAAACACACACACUAUAUUACGUUACGUGAUAGAUUGGCUUAUUUAAAAAAAAAACGGAAGAAAAUACACAUAUACUGAAACACAGAAUACAAGCAAAAAAAAAAAAAGAAACUAAUAAUUAAAUGCCUCCUGUAGUCUGACUCACUGUCGAGAAGAUGCUAUAGAAUCCUGGCUGGGAUCCUAGUGAAAGCAAAACAUCAACAAACAAAAGGAACACUCACACACACACACACACACACACACGAACAAACAUAGAAAAAAACCUGCAAUAUGUAACUCAGCAAACAACAAACUAGGAGUAGCGACAACAAACAACAACAAAAAAAAAAGAAAGAAAACAAAGCAAACCAGCAGAAAAUUCCAAAAAUUGUACAUGUACUGUAAAAUUGAAUGCCGUAUCAUUAAAUGAUUUCAAACAAAUAGAGAAGAAAAGAAAACA
Molecule: messenger RNA, 4148 nt
Organism: Anopheles stephensi (Asian malaria mosquito)
Lineage: Eukaryota; Metazoa; Arthropoda; Insecta; Diptera; Culicidae
Gene: onecut
Product: nuclear hormone receptor FTZ-F1
Exons: 5
Coding region: 556-2616 (686 amino acids)
Biological process (GO): regulation of transcription by RNA polymerase II
Cellular component (GO): nucleus
Molecular function (GO): RNA polymerase II cis-regulatory region sequence-specific DNA binding; DNA-binding transcription factor activity, RNA polymerase II-specific
Source: RefSeq, a predicted model, not a curated record